Molecule: messenger RNA, 8554 nt
Organism: Dromaius novaehollandiae (emu)
Lineage: Eukaryota; Metazoa; Chordata; Aves; Casuariiformes; Dromaiidae
Gene: PPARGC1B
Product: PPARG coactivator 1 beta
Exons: 12
Coding region: 66-3146 (1026 amino acids)
Biological process (GO): positive regulation of transcription by RNA polymerase II
Cellular component (GO): nucleus
Molecular function (GO): RNA binding; transcription factor binding
Source: RefSeq, a predicted model, not a curated record
CCGGCUCCGCGCCGCCGCGCCUGCUGCAUGCUCGGUGCCGCCUGAGCCGGAGCCGGAGGUGGAAGAUGGCGGAGCCGGCGCCGGACUGCAGCGCCCUGCUCGACGAAGAUCUCUCCUCCUUCGUCUUCAACUACCUCGCUGACAGCCAGUACGAGGUGUCUGGCGAGGAGCACCUCUACUCUGAUUUCCCCGAGAUUGAUUUGUCCCAGUUGGAUGCCAGCGACUUUGACUCUGCCAGCUGCUUCAGCGAGCUGCAGUGGUGCGCGGAGCACUCCGAGACCGAGUCCAGCCAGUACAGCACGGACGACUCCGAGCUCUUCCAGAUAAUAGACAGCGAGAAUGAAGCGCUGCUGGCAGCCCUCACCGAGACUUUGGAUGAUAUACAGGGAGAUGACAUGGGCCUGGCUGCCUUCCGCACUAUGGAAGAGGGGGACACGCUCAACCAUGCCUACACCUCGCCUGCCCCCUCCCCCAAACCCGCUGCCCCGGUCACGGGGGGGCCGUCCCAGGCCCCCGAGUUUGAUGAGCUGUCUCUACUGAAGAAGUUGCUUCUCUCUCCAUCACACGUGCCUCCGAGCUGCGAGGCUCAGAGAGAUGGGAGUGCCCGGCGCCCGGGGACCCCUAAGUCCAGACCCACACGGCCUUGCACAAAGGCAGAGGGUCCCCGGGACAGGAAGGCAAACUUCCAGCAGGCGCAGAGCCGGAGCUGCACGGAGCUGCACAGACACCUCACCUCCACGGCUCCCUGCCCGCAGACCAAAGCCCCCCGCGCCCGUGAGGAGUAUCAAAGCAGCCACCACCACCCACCCCUGGGUGACUGCGCCCAUCACGAAGAUGACAGUGACUCCAGCGAGGACUCGCUGAGCUCUGGCGACAUCAUGGCGACCCCACCCUCCUCAGAGGACAGCACCGGCAGCCAGUUCUCUUGUGAGAGGGAGAUGCACUCAGUGGUGGAGCUCAUCCGCUACAUGCACACCUACUGCCUGCCGCCGCGCAAGCUGCCCGCUCGUGACCCCGCCGAUGCCAAGCCCCAGCCCUGCAGCAGCCCCUUCAAGAGAGCCAAGCCGGACGGCGCUUCGCCGACGUGCCCCCCUUGCAGCGCCGAGAGCCGGACGGGCUGCGCCUGGCAGGCGGCCGGCGGCUGCAAGAAGCCCAGGGCUUCAUUCUCCAUCCUGAAGGAGCUCCUGGCUCGGGACCUUCUGUGCGACGUGAGCAAGCCAUACCGUUUGAGCAAACCCGUGUAUGCCUCCCUGACCAGGCCUCCUGGUGCCAGGUCCCCAGGGGCGCCGGCCCAGGAUGGGGAGGAUGCCGGCGGGACCUGCAGAUCCAGAGCCAAAACGCUGCUGGAGAAGGCUGAGCUGUGGCAAAGCCCCAAGGCCGAGGCGGCAGCCCUGCGGGAGCCUGGCGGCCUCGAGGACGACACCGGGAAGCGCGCGGGUGCCGCUGGCCAGCCGGCUGCGGGGAAGGCAGCCCGCAGGCAGGAGAGCGCCGUGUACGCCGUCCGCCGCUCCAAGAGACUCAACCCAGAGCUGGGCCACUGGCUCUCAUUCCUUGACGAGCCGCCCCCCGAGCCGCCCACCCCCGGCGAGCCGGCUGGGAGCCGUGGCCCCUGGGAGGCCGCUGAGGAGCCGGCGCCGUGCCCAGCGCUGGAGAGCUUUUCAGCCGAAGAGCCGGCGGCGGAGGUGGAGGUCGGGGGCACGGAGGAGGGGGACAGCGGGAGUGCCACGCAGGCGGCUGAGCCCCAGCCGCUGCCCCUGGGCGAUGGCGAGGGAGCCGAGAGCCGCCGCUGCGCCCUCCCGGAGCGAGCAGAAACGCCCCGCUGUCUCACCCUGUCCUUGGCGCAAACGGACCCAACCUUUGGGAAGAGAAACUUUGAGCCAAUGCUGACUGUGGAGCUGUGCGGGACAGCAGGUCUCACACCACCCACCACUCCACCAUACAAACCAGCCGAGGAGGACCUGUACAAGCCAGACAUCACCCAGGAGGCAGGGAAGGAGGAUACCACCACCACCAGCCACGAGGUCACACCAGAUGUAGCAGCUCCCCGGAAACCCCUGAAGAAGCACCUCGAGAGGACAGAGCUCUUUGCCCACCUGAGCCAAGCCGCCGCACGCCCGGCUCUCCCCGAGCAGCCAGGAGUGCUGAAACGGCCCUUCUCGCGCUCCUUUGGGGACCAUGACUACUGCCAGGUCAUGAAGCCUGAGGCUGCUCUCCAGAGGAAGGUGCUCAAGUCCUGGGAGCCCCCAAGCCAGGUGGAGACCGAACACAAGAGGAGGGUGCCAGAUGCACAUUACCAGGGGCUGGACCUCAGUGGCAAGGAGGCGAGCAGCGAGAUCUUGUGGAAAGAUGGCAUCAAACAGCUGAGAGAUCAGGAGAUCAGAGCCAGCUUAACCAAGCACUUUGGCUUUCUGGACAGUGCUCUCAAUGAUGAGGACAUGGCCUUCUGCAAGACACCUGAGUAUGACACUGUCUUUGAUGACAGCUGCAGUGAGAGUGGCUCUCCAGUGGAGGAGGAGGAAGAGGAAGAGGAUGAGGAAGAAGAACACUGCGAUAGUCCACUGGACACCAAGCUCUGCCUACGGAGAAACCCCCUGUCCAGGACCAGUUUGCACUACUGUUCUCGGAGCAGAUCCAGCUCAGGGUCUUCGUGCUGCCGGUCCCGAUCUCCAGCAAGCAGACGCACCUUCAGAUGUGAAAACAGUGAGCAGUGUCAAGGUGGCAACGUGAACCGGGGCCAGAUGGAGAAGAGAAGAGAAAAGGCCAUUGGGGAAGGCCGGGUGGUGUAUAUCAGAAACCUCUCCAGCAACAUGAGCUCCAGCGAACUGAAGAAGCGCUUUGAAGUGUUUGGGGAAAUCGUGGAGUGUCAGGUCCUGUCCAGGACUAAAAGGGGGGAUAAAUAUGGCUUCAUCACCUACCGGUAUUCAGAGCAUGCCGCCUUAUCUCUGAAGAAUGGCCCCUCACUAAGGAAGAGGAAUGAGCCUUCAUUCCAGCUCAGCUCGGGUGGCUUCGGGCACUUCUUCUGGACCAGAUACGCUGAUUUGGAUUGCAGCGCGGAAGAGUCCUCCCCAGCUCCAGUGAAAAGCAAGUACGAGACCAUGGAUUUUGACAGCUUGCUGCAGGAGGCCCAGCUAAGCCUGCAUCGGUAACAGCCUUAACCUUGGAGGAAUACCUCAAUACCUCAGUCAAGGCACUUCCAAUAUGUUUACGUUUUCAAAGAAAUUAUUCAGUCUAUGACAAGCGAGAGAGAGCGAGAGAGAGCGAGAGAGAGCACGCACGCGCGAGAGAGAGACUGCUGUCCCUUUCAAUCGAUGUUUACAUUGAACAAAGCUGCUUCUGUCUGUGAGUCCCCAUGGUGUUGAUGUCUCACUGCCACACAUUAGUCUCCCUGCUUCUGACUGGUUGUUUUAGGGUGAGCCUAGGAGCCCUCCGUCCCCUCUCCCCGCCUCCUGCCCCGUCUCCCCCGCCCCGUGCUCCCGUCGUGGAGUUGCAGCUGUGUUCACCAUAACAUUUUUGUCCGUAGUGUGUGAUGAUGAAAUUGUUAAUUGUGAAUAGAAUCAGGAUUAUAAACUAAUUUUUAAUAGAAGAAAAAAAAAGUAUAUACUUAAAAAAUGUAUUUAUGGCUCAGAUGUACUGUAAUUCAGAUUUAUUGUACCGCUUCCUUGAUUUUUAACUAUGCACUGUAAUGAGACACUUGCCACUGAGCAAAUGGGGGGUCAGAGCAGAAUCACAGGACCGGCAUUUGCCCCUCGGUCGCGGAGGCGCCCGCCUCCCCGCCAGCAAACCGGGCGCUCUGCGGCCAGGUUGGGUCUCCCACUUUGCUGUCAAGCCAUUCUCCUCGCCCACGGGGCUGGAGCCCCCGAGCCCCAGCCCUGCCGGUUGUGGGAACCAGAUGCCGAGCUCAGUCCUGGGGCGCGAGAAGGUUAGGAGGUCGGGAGCAGCGGCCUGGUGCCCUUCAUGCCCUCCAGCAGCGCAGGUUGGUAGGUGUGAAGGGAAGGAGCGGUGAGAGGAUGCAGCAGUAAAACACUACCAAAGUGGGCUCGUGGGCUUGAUGUCCGCAAGCCGUCGCUGCCCCAGCGAGGUGCCUGCCUUUGGGUCAGGAGAGAGAAGCCCGCGGGGAGUCGCCCCUGUGGCCUGAGCCCGUGGCAAGCGUGGUCCUGCCUGGGUGGCCUGGUGGGACGUGCUGAUCUUGCUGCGGGCAGAAGCGCCUCUGCCCGCAGGGUCUGCGCAACUUAACUGGCUUCUCUCCAGUCCCUGAAGUGGCUGGGAAACCAGCUGGGGCAGAGCGGCUCGUGAGCGGCUCGCUUCCACCGCAUGCAGAGGAACCGGGGUGCGAAGAUCCUUCUUUUCCUCUCCGCCUGGCAGCAAGCCCAAAAUCCACAUGCGCAGCAAAGGGGAAGGGGACACGACAGUUACGCUGAACAUCUCUGCCCCUUCCAACACGCUGCCCUUUCUCGGACUGGUAUCUAAAAGCCAUACACUUUCCCAGCACCAGGUUGGCAACCAGAAUCCUUCCCCCUACCCCCAUCAACCCACCCUGGCCCGCUCUCUGCCGUCCUCUCUGUCUCCUCAGCCAAGGCUCAUGUCUAGCAGUGUGAAGGAAGCGUCGCAGCUUCGCAGUGUGUUCGUGGCUCCCGGCUGGCCUGCCUGCUGGCUAGCACUAACCUGCUCUGCCUCUCGCCGGGGGCUGGCAAGGCCACCCGGCAACGCUGGAUUUAAGGCAUGCUAACGCGACAUUCCCAUGAAAUUUGCUUGCAAACUUGCCCUCCAUCUCUGGGAGAGCUGAGAGGGGAGAGACCCCACCACUGGUUGGAGGAAACCCAACCCAGAGCAGACCAGAGACACCGUUUCCCAGAGGGACUAGGAAAUCUUGCUGACUCCUCAAGCCAUCUCCAUAGUUUCCAUUUGCUUUCCAGACGCAGAGACCACUAGGGAUUCAGCCAUCCUAUGUAGAUAGAAUAUUAUAGCCUUAACUCUGCCAAUAGAUAGAUUAGAGUCUUCUGGGGUCUCCCCUAUACAUGACUUAGGGUUUUUAUUUUCAUUUCCUUGGUGGGGAUAUUAUUUCAUCUUACAGGGAGUAUGACCAAAGUCUCCGCAAUUGCAUGAGAUUCAAUUCCAAGAACCUAAAUCCUGCUGAUGUGGUCCUUUGCUCUGUGGACUUAUUUGCACCACUUACAGCAUAAGCUAAUCUUUAGCAGGAGAAAGAAUACCAGAAGCAAUGAUACCAGCACAAUUAUCUGGUUAUUUCUCCCUUCUUUUGUGGAACCCAUGGUUCUGAAAACAACCAGCUAGGUGGUGUAAUGUCCCACGGGCUUCUUGGUGAUUUGAACUGCAGUUCCCAAAUCUUAUCACCAGUGAUAAUCACUGUCAGGGAAUAGUCCUUGUGCCAUUUCAGUCUCAGCUCAGAGUAGCAGCAAGGUUCGACAUCUCUCCUGUAAAACAGCCACAGGCUCUCCCCCACUUCUCAUCCCAACUUAGCAUACACGAGUAACUCUGGCCGAGACUGAGCAUCUGCUGUUGGCAAUUGCCUCAUUGUAGCUUUGCCUUUUUCUGUCCUAGUAUUUCCUCACAACGAUGAUGUUUACAUGUGAUUGCUAUAGAGCUUAUGUAGAAUGUAUAUAGCGACACAUUUAGGGUGGGUAGUACUGUCCUGUGCUGUGCUGAUGUUUUUCAGAAAACAAUCAAUCAAAAAAAAAAAAGCUAAGUGGAAUUCUUCCAUCUCCUUGCUCAGUCCAAGGCCGGAUCACAGCCCACAGAGCCGGGCUUGGUCCCAGAUGGAGAAUGCAUCAAACAUGACGGACGUGGAAGGGUUGAAUGCAGCAGCUGGGGGAGGCCUUUCCAGGGCCUGGAAGGAGCCUCCUCCUGUGUGAAUCACUCAGUCGCUUCACAAGCAUUGGUUUCCGUAUACCCAGAUUUAAAAUUUCACACAGUUUUGCCGAGGCUGGACUUCCCAUGUCAGCCAGCAGCCAAUGACCCUUGCAGAACUUCUGCGCAUCGAGUAAGGGUCUCUUGAGGAGAAAGGAAGGUCUCGUAAUGCACAGAGCCCAUCAGUACUGCAGUCCUAGGAUAGGAAGAGAUGCAAUAAGUGGUCUUCGUGUUGCCUGAAGCCUAUAAAUGGGGGGGGGGGGGUUCUUUUUUUUUUUUUUAAUUUGGAUGGCUUAUUUUCCCUCCUUCUUUGAGAAAUUUCUCCUGGACUUCUGCUAUAUGCACAGAGGUGUAGGAAAUGCACUCACGUCUGCGGCAGGAGCUGGGUGGCGAUGCACCCCUCUGCUGCGGCUCGUGGCUCUGCCGCCGCGGCCACGACUUGUCCUUGCUGAAUGUAAAAGCAGAGGGGCCGAGGCCUGCAGUCCCCACUGGUCAGCUCCGAGGGCUGCCCGCAUGAGUGUGGAGGAUGUUCAACUUGAGAAGCACAGGCGUGAAUAUCUGCUAGGUUUAGAAUCACUCACGCAAGGUUUACGGUGAAAAGUAACUUUCCACUUUUAUAUUUUUUUUUUAAUAUAAAGGUUUCUUUAGCUCACAGUACUCUAGUCUGCAAAGGGGUGAGGAAGGAGGGUUUUGGCACAAGGUGCAGAUGGGAGUUUCCUCCAUUAACGGACUAUGAUCUUGUUUUGGAUCCUACAGAGGACACGGGGCAGGCACAUGACUCCCACUGCACAGCGAUGCCCCAGGCACUGCUCAGGGAGAGGAGACCCAUGGUGCCGGGGCGGACAAAGGCACACAGCACUUUGCGGGAACCCCGUCCUCGUCCGCCGGGGCCAGGGAGGGUGCUCACGGCGAGCACAGCCGCCAGAGUAGCUUUAAGCACCGCUGAGCCCGGCUCCAGCCGCAGAGGGGGAGCCCAGCGGCUCCGUCUCCCACACCCCCAGGGGGCACGUGCUGAGGCCGCCGCAGCUCGCUGCAUCUGUGGCGCCGGCGGCCCUGGACGGGGCUCUCCUGGCCUUCAAUGGGGCACAGCCCACACCUGCAAGGCCGGGGGGACGCUGCAAGGAGAAGAGGUCUCUCUCAGAGACAAGAUGGGCACAAAAGGGUAAAUUACGGUAGGCAAUAAGUAAGGAGGAGAUUUAUUUUUUUAAAAAUACCUAACUAUAGAAUGUCCCCUAGUAGUUUCCUUGAAGUACUGUGGGGAAAUGCUAAAUGUGAAGAAUUUAGUGGUAAAAUGCCCAUUCACUUUUUUGCACAAAUUUGCCCCAUGAAAUCUCAUUGUUUCAGGGUGGGAUACACUUUUUUGGCUUGGAAUCCAGUGGAUUCUUGGGACUUCUUUGGAAAGGAGCAAAUGUUUCUGAGUGUCUGGGCUGAAUGCAGAGGACAAUCCAGGGUUUUAAGUUUGAUAUUGCCCCAAAGAAAAGGUUUAUCCCGAUUCCUACCCAGCACAGCUUGCUGAGUUGUUUGUCUUCCUUACAGAAGCAGCGGCUCAGUCACUAGGUUACAGUUUGAGCAGCUGGUUUCAGCACUGGUACAUGCAAAAGAGCAUUACAGACCAGCACUUUUGUUCUUUUUUUUUUUUUUUGGCACUCUUUUUUUUCUUUUUGGAAGUAUGCUGACUACUGAAACACAUCAUUAUUCGUACCUGAGCCUUGAAGCCCUUUCUGUUCUAAGCAGCUUAGUCCCGCCCUGACAAUCUCAAGCAAUAUAGAACCAAAUAAAGCCUUCUGCUUUCCAUUCCUCUUCCUUCAUCAGUUCUGGAAUCAGGUAGUAGCUUAGGGAGUCUGGUUGUAAUGCGCCAGGUGGCACUGAACGGGGCAUUAUUUAUCAGCGAGCCAAACUGAGUUAAAUACUAAGGGGGGAAGGGAGUGUGUGUAUGCAUGUGAGAAAGAGAGAAAGAUUAAAUUGAUGCAUUUCUUGAGAAAGGUGUAAGAAUUUCACCUAAAAGGGGCACAUCUGCUUUGUUAUUUAUAAUAAAAGCUAAAUUCUUCUUCUUUUUUUUUUUUUUUUUGGAUAAAAGGACACUGCUAUUAGGGGCCAAUUCUGCCUCCCUUCCUCAUGCUGAGUAAGUACUACUUACCUCUGUGAUUUUCUAUUUGCAGAGUAAGUAAAACUAACAGAAUUGAUCCCUCUGUGAUUAAGAAUCAAGGUUUUAGUCUGAUUUUUUUUUAAUUGGUAGCGGUUUUUUAUAUUUCACUUAUUUUUUUUCCCCCAGUUACGUUCCGUUGUGUCCUUAUUUAUGUAAUAUACUUUAACCUUAAAAGACGGCAUGAAUUCUUAUGCCUUUCCUUUAUUAUUAUUGUUAUUAUUUUUAAAAAGAGAUUUAUUUCUAGUGUGAUUUAACUGUCUACCUUCUAAAACAAGAGAACGUUUUCUUGUAUUUUUACAUUGUCAGAUUCUAUAGUUUCAUAGAUAAUUUAACCAAAUCGCUCAAUGUAUUAUCUAUAUCUAUCCAGUGGGUAUAAAAGUUCUAUUUUAAAUUGUGUAAAUACUUCAGAACUGGCUUCUUUUUUCGGACUCCCCCUGCCGUGGAGUUACUUGUUUACAUCACAAAGACUGUAGAAUCUCUACGCUCAUGUACUGUAAAUAGUGAAGUGAUCUGCCUAUAAAUAAACUAUAACAUAUAUACUAUAAA